Paramisgurnus dabryanus is the source of this 2601-nucleotide messenger RNA. NCBI's taxonomy places the organism in Eukaryota, Metazoa, Chordata, Actinopteri, Cypriniformes, Cobitidae. The record is from RefSeq and is a predicted model, not a curated record.
UAAGCUGCCGCAAAUUAAAGAAGAAGAAGAAGAAGAAGAAGAAGAAGAGCAUUUUCUUGUUCUUGUUCUUGUUCUAAUCGGCAGACCAUCGCAAAUAGAGCCCGGGGGAUUACUUUUCACAAUGUUGAUGAUGAUGGAUGAGAUGUGCUGUAAAUCAGAAACUGAUCAGGGCUUACAGGAUGAGGAAUCUACUGAUCAAACCUCCACAGAGUCUCUGGAUUCUGUCUGUAACGCUGGAGAACAGCAGCCGAUCCUACAGACCAAACUCAAGAUGUGUUCAGUCAAACUGGAGGACAGUGGGAACCAAAUGGAGAUAAAAACAGAACCAAUGGAAGAUCACACUGAGGAAGAAAACGGUCAUUAUGGUGAUUUUGUUCCUUCAGAUGUGAAGAAUGAAUCAUGUCUGGAUGGAGAAAUAACAUCAUCAACAUCAAAAGAGCGUAUGACAGCACAAUCUCAAGAGAAGAAACUUCAUUCAGGAGAGCACAGAGUGAAGAAGACGAAGAAGAAGAAGAAGAAGCAGUUUCACUGUGAGCAUUGUGGGAAGGAUUUUGUUGUCUUAUCUAAGCUGAAACGUCACAUGAUGAUACACAGUGAUGAAAAGUCUUUCUACUGCACUGAAUGUGGCAAAUGUUUCAAAACCAAAGAAUAUCUUGAUAGUCAUAAGAGAAUUCACACAGGAGAAAAACCAUACGAGUGUCCUCACUGUGAGAAGAGAUUUAACCGGAACCAUCAUCUGAAGGCACAUAUGCUUUCACACACCAAUGAGAAACCGUAUCAGUGCAGUGAAUGUGGAAAAACCUUUAAGUAUUUACACACUAUAAAAUCACACACAAAAUUUCACAGUGAGGAGAAACUCUAUCAGUGUUCACACUGUGAUAAACGUUUCCAUCAGAAAGCUCAGCUGAUAGUCCAUGAGAGAGUUCACACUGGAGAGAAACCUUACGUCUGCUCUCAAUGUGGUAAGAGCUUCUCUUGUUUAUCUCAUUUGAGUUAUCAUCAGAGAGUUCACACUGGAGAGAAACCUUAUCACUGUAGUGUUUGUGGGAAGAGUUUCAGUUUUCACAGCAGUUUAGUGUCACACAAGAGAACUCAUACAGGUGAAAAACCUUACAAAUGCUCUCAUUGUGAGAAGACAUUUGCUCAUGCAGCUUCCUUAAAACUCCAUCAGAGAGUUCACACUGGAGAGAAAACUUACAUCUGUGAUGUUAGCGGAAAGAGUUUUAAUCAACAUCAAAAUUUAGUGACACACCAGAGAAUUCAUACAGGUGAAAAACCUUACAAAUGCUCUCAUUGUGAGAAGACGUUUGCUCAUGCAGCUUCCUUAAAACUCCAUCAGAGAGUUCACAUUGGAGAGAAAACUUACGUCUGCUUUCAAUGUGGGAAGAGAUUUUGGGAUUCAUCUCAAUUAAGUGUUCAUCAGAGAGUUCACACUGGAGAGAAACCUCAUCAUUGUAGUCUUUGUGGGAGGAGUUUCAGUCGACAUGCCCAUUUAUUGUUACAUCAGAGAACUCAUACAGGUGAAAAACCUUUUAAAUGCUUUCAGUGUGAGGAGACGUUUACUGAGUCGGAUCACCUCAAAGUUCAUCUGAGAGUUCAUACUGGAGAGAAACCUUAAAACUGAUUCAUCUGUGGAAAGAGAGUCACUAAUGUAGGAUCUAUUAAGACUCAUCAGAAGAAACACACUGAUGAAGAAACUACACUUGAAUUAUUGUAGCUUUGUGUUUAUUCAGAAUGAGUUCAGUGAACUUUCAUGGCUUUGUUGGGAGAAUAAAUGUAAUGUUCUAUCUUAAGUAUAGCAGUUUGCGUGUUACUAGCUUCUUAUGAUAAAUCAAUUUAUUGUUUUUCUCACUUUUGUAAGUAUAUUUUAAAAAAGUGUCUGCUAAGUAAGCAAUUUUUGCUGUCACUUAUUCCCAAUUCAGCACAUACUUGAGCACACUAUAAAUAUUAACGCAAAGUAAUCAUGUAUCAACACAACAAUGUUAAAUUAAUGAAAGUUUCUAUUUUGCUGGAAAAAAUGGUCUUUUAUGUUGACAUUUUCAAGGCUGCUGUGCAGUGAUCAACAGAAUCAGUGGGUGCAGCAGUCAGACAUGUUUUAUUUUUAUACAUUUUUGUCAUGUUAUAUCUAGUGGUCAAGCUCUGCAAUUUUUUGGAUGCGACCCCAGACUGGGCCCGUACAUAAAUGAAUAAAUUCAGGGUUGCAGGAUUAGUUUUGACUUGACAAAACCAAACUAAUGUGAUCAGGCUUAGUUGAUACCAUGAAAGUAUUACUUUUUCUUUGUCAACUCAGGGUUUGAUCUGAAACAACACACAGUAAAUUAUGUGUUGUUAAUUUAACACCCUUCAGAGUGAAACACAAGAACAGCCACUGCCUUAGAUAAAAUCAACUGAAAAGACAUUAAAUCUCUCUUAUUACAAAACAGACUGUCCUUAUUUCUGUCCGUUGUCUGCUUUUUGAUAAAUAACAGAUAUUUAGAUGUAAUGUUUUAUUGAAAGUGUUUCCUUUAGUUUAACUGUUUGACUCUUGACUUUUUCAGUGUUUUAUAUUUUUGUAACAGUAUUCAUUAAUCUCAGUUUGGUUCCCACAGUCCUCCAGUUUGA